Caenorhabditis remanei is the source of this 660-nucleotide messenger RNA. RefSeq lists its product as uncharacterized. Gene Ontology annotation, molecular function: protein binding. The record is from RefSeq and is a predicted model, not a curated record. Lineage: Eukaryota; Metazoa; Nematoda; Chromadorea; Rhabditida; Rhabditidae. The transcript is spliced from 2 exons. The coding region runs from base 1 to 660 and encodes 219 amino acids.
AUGACGUCUACUAUCAACUUGUUUCGUCUUCCUUAUGUGGCUAUGAUCGAAGUUCUCAAAAAUAUGGAACUUGGAGAAUUAAUUGAGAUGUCACGUAUUUCCGAAAAAUCGUUCAAUUAUGUGCAUAGAUUCUUCUCUCGAAAGAACAUCGGACAAUUCAAGCUUAUUGUCUAUUUGUCAUACCAGUUCUCUAUUGGAAUCACAUUGGUAAACAAAACGUCGCAGGGAUACACAGAAUGCAAUGUGAACCAAUUAUCUGAACUGAAAACUGAAGAUUUAAAAAAUAUGACAAAACUUUUGAACUAUCCAGUAGUUGAUUGGAAGAUCAUCAACGUGUAUUCUAAAACACGUUCCUUAAUGGCUCUUCUUCAAAGUUUGAACCUUCGGACAGAUGAAGUUACUGUUAGACAACAAGAUGCAAAUGCAGAGAUGCUAGAUGAUAUCAUGAAACUAUGUACCAAUUCGAAAAAAGCUUCAGUUAGUUGGAAAACCCUAGAAAAUUUCUUGCUUGAUGAAACAUUGUACCAACCAUUUCAUUUGGAUUUGUUGCGCAUUCGUCAAGCAUCUUGGGUUACUGUCAGCGUUGUCACCAAGUUGUUCAUGAAUUGCAAAAAAGUUAACAUCAAUGGAAACAAGUGGAGUCCAAGAGAUGUCACAUAA